AUGAAGAACAUAGAUUCCAUCAAAGGUUGCAGAAUAGAUGAGAACCACUUCGACUUAGAAAAAUAUAGCACGUUUUACUGCAAACAAGAUGUAAGAAUUUUAAGAGAAGGUUUUGUAAAGUUCCGCAAUGACUUAUUGAAAGAGUUUGAUUUAAACGUUUAUGACUACGUUAGUAUUUGUUCAAUUGCUAACAAAUUAUUUGAGAACAGAGUGUACUUCCCGAAUGGAAAUCUUUAUGACCUCUCAAAUAAACCAAGAGAAUUUAUUUCGAGAUGCAUUCAAGGUGGAAGAUGUAUGUUGUCAGAUAACAUGAAACAAAAGAGCGAAAAGAAACUCAUUGCUGACUUCGACGCUGUUUCAUUAUAUCCAUCAGCUAUAGCAAGACUUUAUACUUUAGAAGGAAUUCCAAAAGUAUUGAAGGAUGAGAUGUUAAGCACAGAGUAUCUCAUGAGACAUUUAUUCGAUGACGACCAAAAGGAACCCAUUGGUGAAAAGUUUAUGUCUGGCUUCUCUGUUCUCAUUAAGAUAACAGAGAUUGGAAUACAUAGACACUUUCCUUUAAUAGUUUGUGACCCUGAACUAAAUCCAGAACUUAACGUUCCCAGAAGUUCAAACACUUGCUGUUUAAUGUAUGUUGACCAUAUAACAUUACAAGACCUCAUAAAAUAUCAAGGUGUCAAAUGUGAAGUGUUGCAAGGAUACUAUUACGAUGGAAACAGAGAUAUUAGAAUAAGAGAUGAAGUAAAGAAGUUGUUUGAGUUAAGGUUAAAGUAUAAGAAAGAAGAAAACCCAUUACAAGAAAUUAUAAAACUCAUUCUGAACAGCAUUUAUGGCAAAACCAUUUUAUCUCCUAUUGAGUCAAAAAUAACCAUAGUAGAUGACAAAGAUGCUAUAAGAUAUGCCAUCAGAAACUACAACCAUAUAGUGAAGUUCGAAGGUUUGGAUGGUUCAGAUAAAACUAUUUUCAAGCUAACGAAAAGCAUUUGCAGACACUUUAACUUCUGUCCACUUGGUGUAAAUAUUCUAUCAAUGUCAAAACGUAUUAUGAAUGAAGUGUUUUGCACGAUUGAAGACUUAGGAUUAAAAGCAUUUUAUCAGGAUACAGAUUCGAUGCACAUUUACAAUGAAGACAUACCACGUUUAGCUCAUGAAUUUAAGAAGAGAUACGGUAGAGAACUUAUUGGUAAAACAUUA
This is a messenger RNA of Trichomonas vaginalis G3, 1194 nucleotides long. RefSeq names its product organellar and viral DNA polymerase type B. The annotation marks the transcript as partial. Gene Ontology annotation, molecular function: DNA binding; nucleotide binding; DNA-directed DNA polymerase activity. The record is from RefSeq and is a predicted model, not a curated record. Lineage: Eukaryota; Parabasalia; Trichomonadida; Trichomonadidae. The transcript has a single exon. Gene Ontology annotation, biological process: DNA replication.